CCGGCGGUUGACAUAAAAUGAUGAGGAGAAAUAGAACGAGAGGACUGCAUCAAUUUCGAACAAUAUUCGGGAAGCUUACGGAAUAUCUGCCAUAAUCAGCUAUAUACCAAGUUUGUCAACUACAAAAAUUCACAAUGGCUCUCAACGGCAAACUCAGACAAACCCAACGCAUCAUCACAACACACAAUGAUGAAGGCAAAGCCAUAAUCGACACAUCAAUCAACUCAGACGCACCCUUCUACGCCCUCCCCAACGGCGAAGCACACUUCGCACUAGGCUACGCCACAAAAGAGUUCCCCGCCAAGCUCACCAACAACGCCGACGUGGAAUCCUACCAAGGCUUCCUGACCAACCAACCAGGGCUCAGUAUCUCAACCGGCACUAUCCUCCGCUAUGUCGAUAUGUGCCCUGGUCAUGUUUCACCUAUGCACCGCACUGUGAGUCUUGACUACGGUGUUGUGCUGGAGGGUGAGGUGGAGUUGAUUUUGGAUUCGGGGGAUAAGAAGGUCUUGAAGAGGGGUGAUGUCUGUGUGCAGAGGGCUACUAUGCAUGCGUGGAGAAACACUAGUGAGACGGAGUGGGCGAGGAUGUUGUAUGUGCUUUUGCCGUCGACGAAGCCUGAUGUUGGAGGUAAGGAGUUGGGUGAGGAUUAUGGAAAUAUGGAGGGCGUUAAGGCUUCCGAGUAGAGAGAUUUGAUUUUGGACUAAGAACGAGUGUAAAUAAAAUGAUGAUGUUUGUCAUUUGUAAAUGCCUGGCAACUUUCUAUUGAGUACAAUGCCAUACGUUAAUCAAGGUCAUUAAAAUUGAGAGCCUUUGAUAUCUUCUUAAAGAACCUUGAAGUAGAAUAUAGCUUCAUAUAUAGCCGAAUCAUAGAGUUAUUUGUAGAAUCGU
Messenger RNA from Fusarium odoratissimum NRRL 54006, 891 nucleotides. RefSeq lists its product as uncharacterized. The transcript has a single exon. The coding region runs from base 135 to 686 and encodes 183 amino acids. The record is from RefSeq and is a predicted model, not a curated record. Lineage: Eukaryota; Fungi; Ascomycota; Sordariomycetes; Hypocreales; Nectriaceae.